Messenger RNA from Lindgomyces ingoldianus, 1009 nucleotides. RefSeq lists its product as uncharacterized. NCBI's taxonomy places the organism in Eukaryota, Fungi, Ascomycota, Dothideomycetes, Pleosporales, Lindgomycetaceae. The transcript is spliced from 3 exons. The record is from RefSeq and is a predicted model, not a curated record. Bases 1 to 783 code for a protein of 260 amino acids. Gene Ontology annotation, biological process: mycotoxin biosynthetic process.
AUGGCUCCAAAAUUGAUUUACCAAGAUCGUACUUCAGAAGACCACGAAGCUGACGACGAGGAAGCGUUGAUUGGAAGCAAACAAGCCAACCGACAACGGCAGUUCUUGAGACGGAGCUGCUGGGGGAAAGUAAGAGCAAACUGGUGGAUUGUAGACUCGUCGCUUUUGCUUGUCAUAAUUUUCCUUUUGGUUGAACCACGAAUGCGAAAUCCGAGCCCAAGACUUGACACCACUGGAGAUGUGACCGGCUUUGCCCCGAAAUUUUCGCAAAAGAUUGUGUCCUUCGAGCCGGACUUGAGUUUUGUGCCGCAAAAUACGUCGUCGUUCUGGGACAAGAGUGUCCGCGAUAAGUGGCUCAGUAUCGUCCCAAGAGGUCUUGGAUAUGUUCGAGUCAACGAGCCGUCUAGGUUCAAAAAUCUGCCAACGCCUCUUCACGACUUUGCCAACAUGACAGUCUUCACGACGUCGAUGCCACACCAGUUGCAUUGCCUGUAUAACAUCCUUGAGGUAUACUCGGCCAUUACUUCGGGAAACCCGCAUGCCGUGCCUACAGAGAUGACCUUCCACCUGCAACACUGCUUCGAAUACCUCCGGCUUAGCAUCAUGUGCUGUGGUGAUGUCGCCCUGGAAGGGGCGCAGACGACCUUUCCAGAAGGGUUUCCGGGGAGUGAUGGCUGGGACGCGAAACAUGUCUGUAGGGACUAUAGCGAGAUAUACGAGUACCUUGAGGAGAAAAGGGCAAACGAUCGGGUUUGGAUUGGCGGGGCGGAUGACAUACAUUGAGAGGAGGGAGAGAGGGUGAGAAAGAAAGGGAUGGGAGGCACAGAAGGUGAGCAGUGGCGAGACAGCGAGGUGCAACGUCGCUAAGAACGCCCACCGAAUAGCUAUACAUACCUGGGCACAUAUCUCGUGCAUGAAACUAGUAGAUACAUGAGAUAGGGUGAUUUUAAUCAGCUUAGAACCCCACCAUUGACUCAAAUUAGCCGACUCACUCAUAUUCUAGGCUUGC